This is a messenger RNA of Leptosia nina, 636 nucleotides long. Lineage: Eukaryota; Metazoa; Arthropoda; Insecta; Lepidoptera; Pieridae. The record is from the annotation of a GenBank genome assembly.
AUGUGUGCCUCACCAGGCAACAAAACCACUCACCUAGCUGAAAUGUCUAAUAAUAAAGCAUUUAUAACUGCUUUAGAUAAGACAGACAAAAAAGUGGAAACAAUUAGAAAGAACUGUGAAAUACAAGGUGUAUCUUGCGUGAAGGCUUUUAUGUAUAACUCAAUAAGAUGUGUAUCAAAUGAAAAACAUCGAAAUGAUGGUCCUCCUUUUCCGCCAAAUCAUUUUGACAAAGUCCUUCUAGAUGCACCUUGCAGUGGCUUGGGACAGAGGCCAAGAUUAGUCCAGAAUGAUAUGUCUUGCAAAAUGUUGGAAUCAUAUGAAAUAUUGCAGAGGAAGUUAUUCAAUGCUGCUGUCAAUGUCCUCAAAGUUGGUGGAAUGUUAGUAUACAGUACAUGCACGGUGACAAUGGGUGAAAAUGAAGGUUUAGUGAAGUGGGCGCUUGAGAAGUACCCUUGCUUGCAAUUGAUUCCAGCUGCACCACUUUGUGGCGGACCAGGUCUACCUGAUUCUGGCCUCAGUGACAGUGAAAGGUUAAUGGUUCAACGAUUCGGUCCUAACGACGAUCCUUUACGGCCAGUUGACGAGAUCUACAAGAAUUCUAUUGGUUUCUUUAUAGCGGCUUUUCGGAAAGUGUAA